Messenger RNA from Leopardus geoffroyi (Geoffroy's cat), 5218 nucleotides. Its product is annotated as KIAA2012 ortholog. The record is from RefSeq and is a predicted model, not a curated record. The transcript is spliced from 23 exons. Lineage: Eukaryota; Metazoa; Chordata; Mammalia; Carnivora; Felidae. The coding region runs from base 462 to 4004 and encodes 1180 amino acids.
CUCAGCAGUCUCUGCCUUGCCUAGGCUGGUUUAAGAGACUUCACUUCCCUGUGCUGCCAUAGCAACCAGGAAACAACCUCUGCUCACAAUGAGAAGGAUGGUGCCAUGGCCCAGAUCUGUAGAUGCACAAAGCCGGUAACAGAGCAACAGGACCAAGGGACAACAAGGGCACAGGCAAAGAGAGGAGAGAGGUUGCCCAGAGAGUAGACAAUCCAGAGCUUGAGGAGUCUGAGUUUGCAGUUUAUUUUUUUCUCCCGACAAAGACACACACUGUCUAAACUGUGUGGCUGGUUGUUAUUAAGAAGCUGCUGUACGAAGGAAAAAAUGUAUUUAAUAAAAGGCCCAGUGUUUGUGGUCUUCUAGGGCUCACUGCUGAGCUCAGGAAAUCUUGAGGUGUGACCAGUUUUCAGCCUUCAAAACCAAGAUGAACUGCCCUUGAGAAGGGUGGUCAGGAGGGAAACAUGUUCACGCUCUCUCUACUGAGCCGGGGACAUGGGAAGUUGGUCCAGAAUAAACAGAAGCUAGAAGUCUAUUUUGAACCAGAGGAUUACUUGAACUGGAAGUCCCCAGAAGAUUAUGUCCUGGUCAGCAAACCGCAGGAUGACGGCAUUGCCAACCAGCACACCUGGAGCCUCUUUCUUCCUAAAACAUUCAGUACUAGAAAGGGAGCCCUGAUCCUCUACUCAGAAGGUUUAGCCUUAUCAGCAUGGACACCCGAAGGGAGGAGAAAAGGCCCCUACCGCUCCAAAGGCCACAGGAAGAGGCUGGGUUUUGAACUGCACACACUCCAGGACCUCAAAGAAGCCAUCCUGGCAUACGGAAGGGGACAGAGGGAGCAGGACAGAACCUGGCAACCAUACCUCCACUUCCGAAGCCAACCAGAGAGCCAGGCCCAACGGCAGAUGCAGCCUGGGUAUUCAGCCAAGAGAUACCUCCGAGGCCUCUUGCGGACAUGGCCCCCUGACACAAUGUACAGGCUCCAAUGUGCAGGAUACAUCAAGGAUUCUGUGCUGCUCCAGGACAGUCAACUUAAUGUACCAAAGAAUCUCAGGCCACAACAGGAUCUUUCAGGUGUACCCCCAAAAUACCAUCUCUUGCCUGUCUUCCCUUCAUUUUGGAUUCAACAAGGAAAAUCUUUUGAACAAGGUCAGCAGGGCCUGGAUGAAGGGGAAGCUGGGACUGGUGGAUGCAUGGACGAGGGCUGUGUAGCCAAGAAUCACAGCCAGGGGAUUCACUUGCUGCCACUCAGGAAGCAGCCAUGCCAGGAAGAUGAAACCCAGGCAGAGGACACAUCAAUAGAGAAUCACCCUCGUAUACACACUUCAAAGGAGAGCCACAAUGAAAAAAUACAGCAAACCUCCAGAAGGGCCUUUGGGCAUGCCUGCAUCGAUCAUUCUUGGCUCCUGAGUGACAAAUCCCACAUUACAUUCUAUGGAGGGGCCUUCCCCAAUAGAAAGGCAGAUCUCAGCGACAGACAAGAGAAUAUAAAACUCCACAAGGGCAGAAGCAGCCACUUGUUACAGGAGCCUCCUGCUGAAAGAUGCCUUUUCCCUCCUAUAGCACCUGCCACUGGCUCAGAGAAAAACACAGCUGGGGAAGUGAAGAAGAAAAAGGUGCCAAAGGCUUUGAAACUACCUCCCAUCUCAGAAGAACCACCCAGAGUCCUGAACCCCCUGAGGAGUCCAUUUAAAGCCAAUGAACCUCCAGCAGAACUCUUUAUCUUCCCAGUGGAGAUUCAUUUCCACACCCAACAUCCCUCAAAAGAAAAGUCACACAGAAGAGGUGCUCCACACCCUGAGUCAAGACCAGAAACAGAAGAAAAGGUCAGGGCUUUAUGGAAACCUCCCAUGAAGCAUGCAUCCCUAGAAAAGCCAAGGGAGUUAACAGUGCAUCUCCCAGUGGACACGGGCAGGGACAUGCUCUCACCUCAAGGUGAUGAUGCCCCACCCCAAAAUAUGACCCCACCAAUGUCCCUGAUUAAAGGAAUAAAAAGUCCAGAGAGCCAGAGGGGCCGGGACAGCCCCAGGACAUCAAGCUGCAACAGCUCCACAGGCCCCAUGGACGUGAGAAGGGCCAAGGGGACACUCCCAGCAGAAGGACAAGAAGAUUCCAAAGACCCCACACCGGGACACUUCUUGCUGGGUCCAGAUGGAGAAAACAUCUGCCUAUCCCUCCCCAGGCCUACUGAAACCGAGGAGCCUCUUUCAAGUAAAGCCUAUGAAUCUAUCAAUUCAAAUACCAGCCAUGAAAAGGAGGGGUCUAGUAUUCAACAUCUCCUAAAAGCAAACAAUGAAUCCAGAACCUAUCUUCACACGAAUCGUAAUGAAACCUCACCUUUGACCCAAAAGCCAGAGAGGCAGGGAGCCCAGCAGUCCUUGGAGGCAGCAGCUCAGAAGAGAGGAGAGCCUCAAAGUUGUAUAAAUAAAGGGCUGAUAUGUUCAAACAGAAAAGAAUUUUACACGCGCAAGCUGCACAUCGACAUGACGCCGUUCCUGAAGGAAAAUGGAGAUGAACUGGACUAUCAUGAAGAACCAGGAGGACCCCUCAGAGAAAAUCAUCAAGACACCCAAGACCAGGAGCUGAGGAAUAUGAACCUUGACCCUCCUAGUGCUUCCCUGGAUGAUCACAUCCAGACCUUCGAGUCAGAUACUGUCCAAAAGACUGGCAGAGAUUAUGAUGUACAUCAUCUACAAAGAAGACUCCCAGGACACGAGUCCCUAGAGAGGUUGGGUCCUAAAGACACAUCUCUUCUUCCAAGAGGAAGAGAAGAGAAAACUGAACCAAGAUCAUUCAACCACCAGGCACUAGCCAACAUAAAUGAGAUGGAGUUGAUUGGCAAAGACAAGAGAAAGAAAAGAACCAAGACAGACAAGUCCAAGGCACCCCAAGGGGAGAGAGAAGGAAAGGUCCACAGGAAAGCAGAGGCUUCUGUUGGAAAGUCAAAGGAAUCAAAGACUGAAAAGAAAUCAGGGCUAAUUCCCAAAGAAAGGAAUCCAAGAACCAAAAGGAAAAGGAUACGGAAGGAAAGGAAUCUGGAAAUAGCAGCAGAACUGAGUGGGCCUAAUAUCAUUAACUCUAAGGAAAUAGAAGACACUUCAGAUAGAGGUUUCUCUCCUUCCAGUUCUCUUGUAGAGGACCCUUGGCUUUCCGCCAAGUAUGAUGCUCCGGAGAGCCAAGUGUCCAUAGAUGGAAGAUCAUCACCCGUGCAGACUAUACCUGUCACUAGAAACACGGAAUCUAAAGAAGAAAGAAGCUAUGAUGACCCUUCCAAGACCCUCCUCGCCAAGAGAGAGCAAGAAGCUUCCAGGGACAGGCUGCGAGCAGAGAGGGCUGAGAUGAGACGCUUGGAGGUGGAGAGGAAGAGAAGGGAGCAGGAAGAGCAGAGGCAGCUCUUGCAGGAGCAGCUGGAGAGGGCAGAGAAGAUGAAGGAGGAGCUGGAGCUGGAGCAACGCGCCCGCGCGGAGGAGAUCCGGCUGAGGAAACAGAGACUCGAAGAACAACGGCAGCGGCAGGAGGAGGAGGAAAGGAAGCAGCAGCUUCAGUUGCAAGUGGCCCAGGAGAGACUCCGGCAGCAACAGGACAAGCUCCGGAGGAAACUGCAAGAACUGCAGAGAAAAAAGCAGCAGGAGGAAGCCGAGAGGGCUGAGGCUGAGAAGCAAAGGCAGAGGGAAUUGGAAAUACAGUUAGCAGAAGAACAAAAACGCCUGAUGGAAAUGGCUGAAGAAGAACGGCUAGAGUACCAGCGGAGGAAACAGGAAGCAGAAGAGAAGGCUCAGCAGGAAGCAGAGGAGAGAAGGCAAAGGGAAGAGGAAGCAGCAAGGCUGGCCCUGGAGGAAGCUAUGAAACAGGUGCAGGAACAAGCCAGGCAAAAAGCUGCUUUGAAGAAACAUCUUCAGUUCCACCAAGAACUCUCUAAGGAAGCCAGUGGCCUACAGUGGACACAGAACAUUUCCAGAUCAUGGGUGUUCUCUUACUUCCAAUUCCUACAAAUACCCAAACCUUAAGGCUAGAAGAAACCUUAAAAGUAAGUUGGGAGGUGGUGACAGAAAAAGAGAAACUUCUAUAAUAAAGUUGCAUUUCAUUUGGUUCACCUCAACCCACACCUAGCUUCACUCUAGGACCUCCAUUCCCACCACCCUUCCCCACCACACAUAAUUAACUAAAGUCUUCAUUCACCUAAAUCCAUCAUGUUCUGUAGAACCCCAUAAAUCCAGAAACUGUAGUGCCUAAAACUGCCCAAUAAUUUCAUUUGUUUGAAUUUCAGCAAAUUCAGUUUAACUUCAGUCAGUAAGACACUAACAUCAUCUUAGGAUAGUCAAAGUAUUUGAUUUCACAAUGUGUCUGAAGGAGUUGAUAAAAUGGAAAUUCCAUAAUGCCAAUAAUUCUGAAUAGGUUAAGGAGUUAAUUCAUAUAUACAUACUCUUUAUAAGGCAAAAUCACAUCUAUUUCAGCCUAAACAUCUAAAAUAGGCUGCCUGUUGAAAACAAGGUAAGCACUUGAUAAAUGUUCAUUUGAGUAAAAUUAGCUGUUUUGUGAGGGUAUUCUCACUUCCUCAAAGUAUAGAUUCUAGAGCUGCACUGGUUUGUAAGUAGCCACAUGUAACUAUUUCAAUGUUAAAACAUUCAAUUUUCCAUUCACAAUAGCCACAUUUCAAGUGCUCAAUAGCCACAUGUAGCUACUGGCUACCUUACUGGACAGUACAGAUGUAGAACAUUUCCAUCAUCAUAGAAAGUUCUACGGGACAGCACCAUUCUAGACUCUUGAUAAUUAACAAAUCUUGAGGGUCUGUUUCUGUCCCUUUAAGAUCCAACCACUCACAUAAUUUUCCCAUUUUUAAAAUCAUAUGGACACUAUUAAGGAACAGACUUAAUUUUUAACAUCUCUUUAAAUAUCAAUAAGUAUUUAGUAAGUAUCUGUCAUAGAAUUAUCAUCAAAAGGUACGAAAGAUCAUUACAAGAUCUACAAAAGGAUGUUAGAGCAAGCAGUAUCUGAACCAGAAUUUUCCCACAAAUUUCCUUUGGCCCUACUCUGUAUCUGUGUGCAACUGAAAAAGUAUUUACAGAUGACUCCCUCAAAUUUCUCACCAAUGCUUGUAAAGUAUUUACUCUCUAUAGGAACUGUAUUUCUACAAUCCUGAUGUCAAGCUUAAUUUCAAGUCUGUAUUGCUGACUUGCUGUAUUGCUUUAUGUAAAAAAUAAAUAAAAUGGCCAAAACACUA